AUGGAAUUCAGUCUUAAAAAAUGCGAGGGUGAAAUUCCCGACGCUAAAGGAGCCAAAAAAUGCGUUACCUCUUUAGACUCUAUGAUCGAUUUCGUCCGUGAAACCUUCAAAAGUAGCACUACCAAUAACGGUGGUCAGUUGUUUGACGAUCUUAAGGUGUUGAGUACAAGUCCACUUCCGAAAUCAGCCAAAGUAUUUCAACCUUACACAAUCAUUGAGCAGCCAAAAAGAGUCCCGAGCCCUAAAAUGACCGCGUGUCACAUGCUGACUUAUCCUUACGCGGUCUACUAUUGCCAUAACCCUGACCCUGAAAACCAAGUGUACGAAAUCAGUUUGUUGGGUGAGGAUGGUACUCGUGUUAACGCGGUUGCCAGUUGCCACAUGAACUCGAAUGCAUUUGACGCUAAUCUCGCCGUGUUCCGUAUGUUCAACAUUGCACCCGGCUCUCCAGUUUGCCAUUUCCUCUCUUCUGAUGGCCUGCUUUGGGUGCCUGCUAACCCAUCCUCGAUCUAA
Molecule: messenger RNA, 513 nt
Organism: Chenopodium quinoa (quinoa)
Lineage: Eukaryota; Viridiplantae; Streptophyta; Magnoliopsida; Caryophyllales; Amaranthaceae
Product: BURP domain protein USPL1-like
Exons: 1
Coding region: 1-513 (170 amino acids)
Source: RefSeq, a predicted model, not a curated record